This is a messenger RNA of Brachypodium distachyon (stiff brome), 1180 nucleotides long. RefSeq names its product plant cysteine oxidase 3. Gene Ontology annotation, molecular function: oxidoreductase activity, acting on single donors with incorporation of molecular oxygen, incorporation of two atoms of oxygen. NCBI's taxonomy places the organism in Eukaryota, Viridiplantae, Streptophyta, Magnoliopsida, Poales, Poaceae. The record is from RefSeq and is a predicted model, not a curated record. The transcript has 6 exons. Bases 168 to 959 code for a protein of 263 amino acids.
ACAAGAAAAAAAAAAUCGUUAUCGUUUCCCCGGAAGGCCGAAACCACCCCCCACCAAACCUUCGCCGUCCUGCCAGUGCCGGGCUUGCCGCGGCGGCGCCGCCGCUCCGCCGGAUACACCGAAGCGCCAGCCGCGCGGGGUGAUAAGACGCUCCUGCGCCCAACCCAAUGGCGUGGGGCGUGCCCACGCGGCCGUCGUCGUCGCGGGUGCAGGCGCUGUACGAGCUCUGCAAACGCACCUUCCCGUCCCCUCCCUCCGCCGCCUCGUCCUCCCCACCUCCGGCCAACGCCGUCCGCAGCAUAUCCUCCCUCAUGGAUACCAUCACCCCCGCGGACGUUGGGCUCAGGGACGAUAAUGACCUCGAGGAUGAGGGCGGGCAUGGCUUCUUCGAAUCGAGCUUCAUGAAGGGUUCGGCCAGGGCCGCGAGAUGGGCGCAGCCUAUCACGUAUCUGCACAUCUACGAGUGCGACGCCUUCACUAUUGGAAUAUUCUGCUUACCAACUUCAGCCGUCAUUCCUCUUCAUGAUCAUCCAGGAAUGACUGUAUUCAGCAAAAUCCUGUAUGGUUCCAUGCACAUUAAAUCGUAUGAUUGGAUAGAGCCUACUGUACUAGCAAGUGAUCAGUCAGUGAGACUGGCCAAGUUACAUAAGGAUGAUGUUCUUACUUCCCCGUGUCCAACCACUGUUUUGUAUCCCCAAAGUGGCGGAAACCUGCACUGCUUCACUUCAGUAACUUCUUGUGCUGUCCUUGAUGUACUUGCCCCACCAUACUCUGAAGAUGCUGGUCGAAGUUGCACUUACUUUCAUGAUUAUCCGUUUUCUAGCUUCUCAGCUGGACGCACAAAAGUGGUUGAUGACGCAGAUAAUUAUGCCUGGAUUGAGGCCAUAAAGACACCUGUAAACAUUUACAUGCGUCCUGGCAUGUAUACUGGCCCAACUGUACAGGAUCGUCUGUCAUAGCCGAUGAACUGGGGAGCAUCAACAGUGUGUCCAGGCACCCCCUCACCAAUGCACCUUUUCGAAUGUAGCGUUGUAAAUGCACUGUUUCUAUGUUUAUAUUUUACUUCUCUAUUUAGUCUUUAUCUCAGAAGAGCUGGUUGACUAUGGUGAAUAUAUGAUUAGAAAUUUCUCCAUGUUUAUUUAGUGGAGAAAUUCCCAUUCUGUGGCCUGAGCUUGUUCCA